AUGCAGUGUGAAAACAACGGCGAUCUGACGAGUUUGAAAAUCGUGCAGUGUGAACUCAGCAUUAGGUUUACAAGUAGACUUCAUGAUGCCUUUGUUCAAAAUAACCUUGGCAUGGUUUUAUUAUGAUUUCUUAUUGAAGAAAAAUCUUCUGUAUCCUUGGCCGAUCGACUGGACGAAGUUGUUAUUAAGGAGCUGCAUAAAAUCGAACAUAAGAAUGUUGCCUUAAUAUUACGGGCAAUUGAACAUCUCAUUAGUAAAGAUGAAGACAGCAUCCAGAAACUUGUUAAUCACGGCUUGGUUGUGAAGAUGUUGAAUUGGUUUGAGAUUUCGUCAGAGAAUCUUAAAGGACCGCACAAACCACCUAGGGACGCCAUGAAUCUCAUUGAAGUUUUCUACGAGGUUGCCAUGGGGCUGUGUCAUAUCACCAUUGCAGGCAGCAAUAAGAUCCUGGAUAUAUUUUUGCUGCGGUUUGGGGCUGUUGUUUUGGAUUAUGAAGUGGCUUUCUGUCUGCGUCUAGAGGCCAUCAGAACCAUAAACUCUAUGUUGGACAGCAGUCCCAAAGAUAUAAGGAAGAAACUCUGCCAGUCAGAUGACCACGUCGGGCUUUUAGAGGACUUGGCAAAAGCAUUGACAGACAUUGGUGAUUAUGAAAUGCAGGUAGCCAUCUCUGAAGCACUCUGCAGGAUGACACCAAGGAAACUAAGAGAAGACUUUGCUGGCAAAUGGUUCCGUUUCAGAAGUUUUGCUUCAGCUUUUACUUCAAUUCGUGACAAAGAUUUUGAAAAAACUGACUGUAGGACAUUUCUGAAUGAACUCAAUAGUUAUUUUGGCAACUCAAGAAGAGUCUUCUCAUUCCCUUGUAUUCAGGCAUUUCUUGAUUCAGCUGAGUUGUUCAAGCCUGAAGAUGAGUUUCUAAAGGAGUUUUGGGUGGAUUUCAACAUUGGAACAUCAACCAUUAGUUUCUUUGUAAAUGAUCCAAAGAACACACUGUGGGAGUUGAUUCACCUGCCUAAAGAUGUUGUCAGCGUGUAUAAUUUUCAAGAGUGUGGUGAUCAGAAGAUAUUGGAAGUUCACAUGAGUACCCCACUCUCUCAUGGAGAGAUCACUGGCAAAAUUGUCAAAAUAAUCUUUAGUGCAGAGCACAACAUCCAAACAGCCCUGACAAGAGUGUUUCCAGAUAAACCACAGUCUUCCUCAUUGUCAAAGGUGUUGGAAGCUGUACAAUCAGGGGAUUGCUUGACCAAGAUGGAAGGAACCCAGCAUGAACAAACAUCAGUGCCACAGACAUUUGCCAGUCCAUCUGCUGCAGAAACCAAAGUCAUCCAUCAGUGUUCCCCCUUGAGUGGACCAAGCAGAUCAAGAUCAAAAGUCAAAGGAACCCCAGGCCAAGACAUUUUUCAAUUUAAGGAUCAUUCAGAUUCUGAGGUUGCACGUGCCAAGACUGUAUUGUUCUGUCAAAUGUCGUCAUCUAACGGGUCUACAAAAUCCCUCCCCAACACUCUGGGUAGAACUCCUGUUAAGAAGAAAAUGAAGGUGUUGCAUUCAGAUGAAUGGUGUAUCCGCAAGGACACUCCACACACUGUCUACAGCAGGAGAAAGCCCAGAGCUAAGGGCAAACUCAGAGUUCUUCCUCUUUCAUCACCCAGCAGUAAUGAGGAGUUCUCUAAGUAUUCAACACCCAAACAAAGACUACAAGGAAGGGGAAAAAUGGCAAGUAAAGACUGGCAGUCUCAAGUCAAGCUAGGGAGAUCACUGAAUAUGGAAUCAUCCUUCUUCAGAGAGUCUACUGCUGAUUCAGGUUUUCAAAACAAGACUCUUUCUGAAACCAGUUUACCACUAGAGGAAAUUGAUAAUCUUAUUGAAGAGCACAAUUUGGAUAAAGAAACAUCAAUUCCCCAGAAAAGUGAAGCAGGUGAAUUAUCCGAGCUGUAUGUGGGUCUGAAAGAGGACACGCAGCUGCACAGACACCCGACAUUCCAACCCAGAAGACUAUUCAUGUCUAGCCCACUAGAGGAUGCUGCAGAGCGAGUAACUGAAGCAUUUGCGGAUGAGGAGUCUGAGGAAGAGUUGGGUGCUGGUGUCAGAGCUGCAUUUAAUUCCUUUAAGACUCAGUUGAGAGCACACUUUACUAGCAGGUAUAAGAAGAUUGAAGCCAGAUCCCUGCAAUCUUUAACAGACUGUCAGAGAAAUGUGACUUCUCUCUUGGGAACUGUACACAAUCAAAGGUUGGUGCAUCUGGAGCAGUUCCAGAACACAGUGGUUCAGCAGUUGACAUGUUUGGAGCAGGACUGUCUGUCUCUCAAAACCAUAGAGAAAGAGACUGUGAAUUUCUGGGUCAGUUCGGAGUCUGACACAGUUCGGGCAUUCUGUGAUAGACAGCAGAAGAGGCUGGAUUCUCUCCUCAUCCCAUAUGUGAGUGCUGAAUCACCAUUUAGUUUAUCAGCGAGAAGAGAGGUCAAAGUUACGGCGCCUGCCUCUCCUCAAGAUCCCACCACUCUAGAUCCCUCCUAGGACAAGGGUUUUUUUUUUUUUU
Messenger RNA from Cyprinus carpio (common carp), 2533 nucleotides. RefSeq names its product synaptonemal complex protein 2-like (gene sycp2l). The record is from RefSeq and is a predicted model, not a curated record. Lineage: Eukaryota; Metazoa; Chordata; Actinopteri; Cypriniformes; Cyprinidae.